UCAACUGCAUGUCGAUAAUACAGAUUUCUAUGGCAUGAACCGUGGCAUGCACGUGGGUCGUGCAUUGGUUGUUUCCUAUACUUUACAAGUGUUUAUUAUUAAAUUUAAUUGUUUUUAAAAUGAGUGUUGAAGAAAAUUCGUUUCUGGACCAUGAUAAGGACCAGGCAGAAAUUCGUGCAGAAUUGGCUAAUAUGAGUUUCGAGGAUUUACAAAAAUUAAAAGAAAAACUUGGCACGAAGGUGUACAAUGAAACAAUAUUUGGUCCUCGGAAAAAAAAGAUAGUACCUUUCAAAAGAGAAAACAAGAACAGACCUAGAGAAAUGUCCACGAAGAAGCAGGUACCUAGACUUAGGGAAGUAAUACAAGUUAAAAAGAAUAUACCUAGAGAUCCACGUUUUGACAGUUUAUCCGGUAACUUUAACGAGAAAGCAUUUAAAAAUGCAUAUAGUUUUGUCAACGAAAUCAAAAAGAGCAACUUAGCUACUUUAAAAACCGAGUUGAAGAAGACCGAUGAUCCAAAAGAAAUCAAAAAGAUCAAAUACCUUAUUCAGCGAUUAGAAAAUCAAUUAAAAGAACAACAGAGAAUGAACAUGAAGAAAGAAAAGCAAAUUCAAGAGAGGAGAGAAAUAAUGAAUGCUAUCAAAUCUGGACAAAAACCUAUUUUCAAAAAGAAAUCCGAAAAGAAAGUCUUGGAUUUGAUAUCUAAAUAUGAAGAAUUAAAAAGUUCAGGAAAACUACAGACGCAUAUUACAAAAUUACGAAAGAAGGCUUUACGUAAAUCUAGACCGCAAAUGGAACAAACAAAAUGGAAAGUUACGGAUGCGGAAUUAUAAAUUUGUAGGUAUAUUUAUUAAAAAUUAAGAAACUAGUUCUUAAGAUUAAAUGUAUGUAUUUUUAUGAUGUACGCAUAGCAAAAAAUAUAUCAUAUAUGCAAUAA
This is a messenger RNA of Polistes canadensis, 937 nucleotides long. Its product is annotated as ribosomal RNA processing protein 36 homolog. Gene Ontology annotation, cellular component: nucleolus; 90S preribosome. The transcript has 3 exons. The coding region runs from base 120 to 833 and encodes 237 amino acids. Gene Ontology annotation, biological process: maturation of SSU-rRNA from tricistronic rRNA transcript (SSU-rRNA, 5.8S rRNA, LSU-rRNA). Lineage: Eukaryota; Metazoa; Arthropoda; Insecta; Hymenoptera; Vespidae. The record is from RefSeq and is a predicted model, not a curated record.